UCAAGUCACAUAAUAAAGGCAGUUGGCUGAAAGUAAAGGUGCAUGUGCUGAAGGGCUGUGGAGAGCAGCUGUGCGGGGAUCUCAGGAGACAGGGGAGAGUGCUGCUGUUGUUGGGUCAGUCAUCUCCCUUGCGUACCUUCUGCCUGAAUCCUCGCAGCCGCCAACAUGGACUCCCCAGCAAAGUACAGGGGCUCUGGAUUAUAAAUGCUGAGCCUUGUGCUGCUUGACUCUACGUGAAGAGGUCAGAGAGCGGCUUUUAUUGAUCAUCUCUUUGAUGCUAUGAAGACAGAUGCCAGAAAUGACUGAUGUGGAAUCUGGGGUAACAGAUUUUGCAGCAUCAGGAAGAGCUGGUCGCCGAAAUGCCUUACCGGAUAUAUUGGGUUCCCCAGCUGGAGGAGAGACCUCGGACCUCCCAAAGAAAUUAGCAGAGCUCUCUUUAUCUGAAGAUGGAGGUGGAGAAGAAGCUUCAGCAGAGGCACCACCAGAGAACCAAGAAAAAUCUGAGGAGACCUGAAAGUUUUAAGCAGGAAAAAUACACACAUUGAGGUUUGGAGCAUGAAGAUGCUUCCAGAUACUAUGAGACUGGAUUAUAACUGCAGUGCUGUGUAUGGACUAUGCAACACAAUUAGUAAGGUUGGGACCAAAAUCCAUUUUCUACUCUAGCUUGAGGUAGGGUAAAAUUACACAAGAUAAGGAGCAACUCAAUGACAAAGAAUGUUAAGUAAGCUCUAUUUUAUAGUACUGGUUCUGUUAUAAUCAUAAACAUGAAAAAGAUGGAUAUAACAUAUACAAGUUUAUUGCUUUACCAAAAUGAGGUGGUUGUUUAGAAGCACUGACUAGCUACUACAUUUUGUUACAAUGCUCACUGAUAGGGAACCUGCUGUGUCUCUCCAGUUUUUGCUGCAUUACAACCCCCCUCAGACUUUUCUGAUAGUGAGAGGUCAGAUGAUGUCAGGAUCAGGGAUGUUAAACUUGUGGCCCUACAGAUAUUAUUGAUCCAGUACCACCACUCAGCCUUUGGGAUCCUGGGAUUUAUAGUUCUUCAACAUAAUUUUUGGGCUACAUUUUGUAUAUCCUUGGCCUAAAGGUAGCACAGCUUAUAGUACCCAGGGGCUGCAUUAGGCUACUGCAGUUGUACUUUAGCAAGUGAUGGAGAAGUGCGUUUAUCCGUGCUAGAAGUAUGUUGUCUUGUCUGCAGUCUAGCAAGGAUUUCCAGUUGCUAUAGUGCUAGAAAUCACUGCAGGAAUUGGGUCACCUUCUGAUAUUACUCCUAAGAGUUAUUGUUUGUCUCCGAAGGGGAAAAUAUGUAAAGGGAACCAAGUUCUUCAGUGCCUUAAUGUCUUAAUUUUCCAGUGUGACAGCCUACAAAAAAAAGAAAGAAAACAGAGCCUGUAUGAGCUACAUUUAAUUGGGACGCAGCCAACAUCUACAAGAUGAUCACCGCAUUUAUGUGUCACUAUGUCAGCCAAUGUAGCAAUGUUUGUGUACUGAAUCGUUUGAUAUGAAAAAUAAAAAAUGAUAUGGUGACUUGUCUA
Molecule: messenger RNA, 1535 nt
Organism: Xenopus tropicalis (tropical clawed frog)
Lineage: Eukaryota; Metazoa; Chordata; Amphibia; Anura; Pipidae
Gene: pkib
Product: protein kinase (cAMP-dependent, catalytic) inhibitor beta
Exons: 3
Coding region: 290-514 (74 amino acids)
Molecular function (GO): cAMP-dependent protein kinase inhibitor activity
Source: RefSeq, a predicted model, not a curated record